This is a messenger RNA of Lycium ferocissimum, 819 nucleotides long. Its product is annotated as short chain aldehyde dehydrogenase 1-like. The transcript has 2 exons. The record is from RefSeq and is a predicted model, not a curated record. NCBI's taxonomy places the organism in Eukaryota, Viridiplantae, Streptophyta, Magnoliopsida, Solanales, Solanaceae. The coding region runs from base 4 to 819 and encodes 271 amino acids.
AAGAUGAACUCCAUGGCCUCCAUCUCCUCCAUUGCUAAAAGACUCGAAGGAAAAGUAGCCAUCAUAACGGGUGGUGCUAGUGGAAUUGGUGAAGCUACUGCAAGACUUUUCAUCAAACAUGGUGCAAAAGUAGUGAUUGCGGACGUCCAAGACGAUCUUGGCCAAUCCAUCAUUGAAGAAAUAGGCGAAAAGGGAGUUGCUUCCUACAUAUCCUGCGAUGUGAAAGUGGAAAAAGACGUCGAAAAUGCAGUAGACAUGGCAGUUUCCAAGUACGGAAAACUUGACAUUAUGUUCAGUAAUGCUGGAAUUCCAGGGAAAUUAGAUUCCACCAUCUUGAAAUCUGAAUAUGAAAAUUUCAAAAGUGUAUUCGACGUGAACGUCUUUGGGGCAUUAAUGUGUGCCAAACACGCGACCCGUGUGAUGAUUCCAGCCAAGAAAGGUAGCAUUAUCUUCACUUCUAGUGUCGCCUCGGUCACCUACGGCGAUGCCGCACACACAUAUUUGGCAUCGAAGCACGCGAUAGUGGGGCUAGCGAAGAAUUUGGGUGUUGAAUUGGGACAACAUGGAAUUAGAGUGAAUUGUGUUUCACCAAUUGGUGUGGGGACUCCAAUGUUGAGGAAUUGUUUAGGCAUUAAGGAGAAGGAAAAGGUUCAGGAAUUUGUGUCUGAAAUUGCAAACCUUAAAGGGACAAUCUUGGAGGCUGAUAGUGAUGAAUCCAAAUAUAUAAGUGGAAUGAAUCUUGUGAUUGAUGGUGGAUAUAGUACUACUAAUGUUGCUCUCAAAGAAGGCAUUAGGAAGAUGGCAGUCUUAAAUGCGUAA